Messenger RNA from Branchiostoma belcheri (Belcher's lancelet), 570 nucleotides. RefSeq lists its product as uncharacterized. Bases 1 to 570 code for a protein of 189 amino acids. The record is from RefSeq and is a predicted model, not a curated record. The transcript has 4 exons. NCBI's taxonomy places the organism in Eukaryota, Metazoa, Chordata, Leptocardii, Amphioxiformes, Branchiostomatidae.
AUGAUACAGAUUUUGCUCUUAAUCUCCAUCUUCACCCUCCAGUUUACAGCGAAUGUGGUGUAUUUUGCACAAAUCGCUGACUUGGAGGAGUCAGGACCAUUCAGUCGGCCCCCGGAGCCGGGCUUGUUGGCAUGGUUACAGCUGAGCCACCAUCUCAACCUGUUCCAUCAGUCCAGUCUGUAUGUCUGGCAGUCAUCCAACCACAGGAGGAGUGCUGAAUCUGUGGGGAUGAGACAUGUCAGUGGGGACAGGCUCGUGGCACGGCCCAGGAUGGUAUUAUCAGUACCGAAAUCUGUGAAUGCAGAAAUCCCUGCAACACUACAGUCCCUGAAGCUGGUGACACCAGACACCCCCCCACCCCCACCAUCUGUCCCCCUGUACCAGGAAGCCUUACAGCACUGUGAACUGGGCGAGGGCACGUCUUCUACCCCACAAGUCUGCUACAUCAGCAGGAACAUGCAGGGUGUUGGGAGAGUACACGGGGUGUGCUUCAGGGACAUGUCUGUGUUGGAGAGAGUGCAGGGCUUGUACAGGGACAAUGCAAGGAGAUGUGUGGUAGAACUGUCGUAA